Messenger RNA from Oppiella nova, 567 nucleotides. The record is from the annotation of a GenBank genome assembly. NCBI's taxonomy places the organism in Eukaryota, Metazoa, Arthropoda, Arachnida, Sarcoptiformes, Oppiidae.
UAUGAUGAGCUGACCUGCGAGGAGCACCUGAAGCUGUUUGCGACCAUAAAGGGCUGUCCGUCAGCCCGGGUGGCCAAUGAGAUUACGAAUGUUUUGGAUCAGUUGGGCCUGAGUUUUAAGCGCCGGGUGCUGUCCGCGGAUCUGUCCGGUGGUAUGAAAAGGCGACUGUCGUUGGGUAUGGCUAUGAUAAACAACACAAAGAUCCUAAUCCUGGACGAGCCCACCAGUGGCCUGGACCCCGAGGCGCGCCGGGGGGUCUGGGACUUCCUACUCUCCAUACGUAAGGAGCGGCUCAUUAUGCUGUCCACCCACUGGAUGGAGGAGGCGGACGUGUUAGGGGACCGGAUCGCCAUCAUGUCUCAGGGGAAAGUGAUCUGUUGCGGGACAUCCGUGUUCCUGAAGAGGGCCUACGCGGGCGGGUAUCACCUGAGGAUCGCCAAGUCGGACGAGUUCAAGACCGACACGUUUAAGCCGUUUAUACAGAAGUUUUUGCCUAAUGUUAGCCUCGAGAACGAGACGGCGAAUGAGAUUAGGUUUGGUAUCGAUUCCGAUGACACCCGAGCCCUA